CUCCCUCCUCCCUCUCCUUGCAACUCGCGCUCCCUCCGUGCCCGGCGGGGGCAGUGUACGGAGCGAGCCGGCUCCGGCAGGGCGUGGGGCGCCGCUCCUGCAGCCGGAGGGAGACGAGGAAGCGGAAGCGCCGCUGCAAGGAGAAUACCCGCAGCAGCAGCGGCGGCAGAGCCGGAGCCAGGGGAGGACCCGGCCAGGGACACGCCGCCCCCAAACCAACAUGCAACAUGGCAGCCGCCAUGGAGACUGAGCAGUCAGGCCUCGAAAUCUUUGAAACGGCUGAGCGCCGGGAGAAUGCGGCACCGGGAGAGAGAGCCAAGCUGGAACCUUACUACGUGGAGAGGUACUCCUGGAGUCACCUGAAGAAGCUGCUGGCGGACACCAGGAAGUACCAUGGCUGCCUGAUGGCCAAAGCGCCCCACGAUUUCACCUUCGUGAAGAGGAACGAUCCAGAAGGGCCCCACUCGGACAGGGUCUAUUACCUUGCAAUGUCCGGUGAGAACAGGGAAAACACACUUUUCUAUUCCGAGAUUCCCAAAACCGUAAACAAGGCUGCAGUUCUUAUGCUCUCCUGGAAGCCUCUCUUGGAUCUUUUUCAGGCCAGCCUAGAUUAUGGGAUGUAUUCUCGUGAGGAGGAGUUGCUGCGGGAAAGGAAGCGCAUUGGGACAAUUGGUAUCGCCUCUUACGAUUAUCACCAAGAAAGUGGUACGUUCCUGUUCCAAGCCGGCAGUGGAAUUUACCACGUGAAAGAUGGGGGGCCCCACGGGUUCACGAAACAGCCCUUGAGGCCCAAUUUGGUGGAGACGAGUUGUCCAAACAUACGGAUGGAUCCCAAGCUCUGCCCGGCAGAUCCCAAUUGGAUCGCGUUUAUCCACAGCAACGACAUCUGGAUCUCCAGUCUAGCAACCAAAGAAGAAAGGAGAGUGACAUUUGUGCACAAAGAAUUUGCCAACAUUGAAGAGGACCCCAAGUCAGCUGGAGUGGCUACCUUUGUGCUACAGGAGGAGUUUGAUAGAUACACUGGCUACUGGUGGUGCCCGGAUGCUGAGACAACUGUUGAUGGAGGCAAAAUUCUUAGAAUUCUGUAUGAAGAGAAUGACGAGUCAGAGGUGGAGAUCAUUCAUGUCGCAUCCCCCAUGUUGGAGACAAGGAGGACAGAUUCCUUUCGGUACCCCAAAACAGGCACUGCUAACCCCAAAGUAACUUUCAAGUUGUCCGAAAUAACAAUCAAUGCUGAUGGCAGAAUUUCAGACGUUGUGGAUAAAGAACUUGUCCAACCUUUCGAGAUCCUGUUUGAAGGUGUAGAGUAUAUUGCCAGAGCAGGAUGGACGCGAGAGGGGAAAUUUGCCUGGGCCAUCUUCCUUGAUCGCUCCCAAACACGGCUCCAGAUUGUGCUUCUCCCCUCUGCUUUAUUUAUACCCGUGGAAGAGGAUGCCAUGGAGCGGCAGAAACUCUUAGAUGCUGUGCCUGACUCUGUUACACCAUUGAUAAUUUAUGAAGAAACAACAGACAUCUGGAUAAAUAUCCAUGAUAUCUUCCACGUUUUCCCCCAAACCCAUGAGGAGGAGAUAGAGUUCAUCUUUGCCUCCGAGUGCAAAACGGGAUUCCGGCAUCUGUACAGAAUCGCAACCACUUUGAAGGAGAGCAGAUACAAGCGCUCGUGCGGACGACUCCCUGCGCCAAGCGAUUUCCUGUGUCCUGUCAAAGAGGAGGUACCGAUUACCAGUGGGGAAUGGGAAGUCCUUGGCCGACAUGGAUCCAGCAUCCGGGUGGAUGAAGCUAAAAAACUGGUAUAUUUUGAAGGUACGAAGGAUUCUCCCUUGGAACACCACUUGUAUGUUGUGAGCUACGAGAACCCCGGAGAGGUGAAGCGGCUGACAGAAAGUGGUUUCUCCCACGCCUGCUGCGUCAGUCAGAACUGCGACAUGGUGAUUUGCAAAUUCAGCAACCAGAAGAACCCGCAUCAGGUGUCUCUCUACAAGCUAACUGGCCUCGAUGAUGAUUUUGCCAACAGGUCAAAGGAAUUCUGGGCCACCAUUUUAGAUUCUGCAGGACCUCUCCCAGAUUACGUUCCCCCUGAGAUCUUCUCUUUCGAGAGUUCCUCGGGAUUUUUUCUCUACGGGAUGAUGUACAAGCCCCACGAUCUGCAACUCGGGAAGAAAUAUCCGACGGUGCUCUUCAUUUAUGGAGGCCCCCAGGUGCAACUUGUGAACAACUGCUUUAAAGGGGUCAAGUAUUUCCGCUUGAACACACUAGCUUCCCUUGGUUAUGUUGUAGUGGUGAUUGACAACAGGGGAUCCUGUCACCGGGGACUGAAGUUUGAAGGUGCCUUUAAAUAUAAGAUGGGACAAAUUGAAAUAAGCGACCAAGUGGAAGGUUUGCAGUAUUUGGCUUCCCGAUAUGACUUCAUUGAUUUAGACCGGGUCGGCAUUCACGGCUGGUCCUAUGGGGGAUACCUUUCCCUUAUGGCAUUGUUGCAGAAGCCAGAGAUCUUCAAGGUUGCCGUUGCCGGGGCACCAGUCACCCUUUGGCUGUUCUAUGAUACAGGCUACACCGAGCACUACAUGGGUCAUCCGGAUAAUAACGAGCAAGGCUAUUAUCUCGGCUCUGUGGCUAUGCAGGCGGAUAAGUUUCCUUCAGAACCCAACCGGUUGCUGCUGCUCCAUGGAUUCCUAGAUGAAAACGUUCAUUUUGCACACACCAGCAUAUUGCUUAGUUUUCUGGUCAGGGCUGGGAAGCCCUAUGAUCUACAGAUCUAUCCGCAGGAGAGGCACAGCAUCAGAGUCCCUGAGUCUGGAGAGCACUACGAACUUCACCUCCUGUAUUAUCUCCAGGAAAAUCUGGGAUCACGCAUGGCGAUGCUGAAGGCAGGGCAGUGAUGACCCCUGCCCCCAACUUCCCCCCCCCAAGGAACUCUCAGCACAGACAUGUACAGCUGCUUAACCAAACGCCUUGGAGCGGGACGUGACGUCUUUGGCGCCCGCCUCCUAUUCAGACCGAUCAGCACAUGCACAGCCUUGCUUUGUUACCUUUUACUCUUACUUUUUAAAAGCCAGCCUGGUGCCAUGCAAGGAGACGGCUCUGUACAGCACAUGAAAAAUUUUAAAUGUAAAUAAUAAAGUGAAAGUCUGUGCUAUCCGGUACUGCCGCGAGU
Messenger RNA from Rhineura floridana, 3154 nucleotides. RefSeq names its product dipeptidyl peptidase 8 (gene DPP8). NCBI's taxonomy places the organism in Eukaryota, Metazoa, Chordata, Lepidosauria, Squamata, Rhineuridae. Gene Ontology annotation, molecular function: serine-type peptidase activity; dipeptidyl-peptidase activity. The record is from RefSeq and is a predicted model, not a curated record. Gene Ontology annotation, biological process: proteolysis. The transcript has 20 exons. Bases 228 to 2879 code for a protein of 883 amino acids.